ACCUUUACCUUUUUACUGAACGGGAUUCAGAAAAGUACAACCUGUUUCUAUGGUUCUGAAACGGAGAAAAUCCACCUUCGGCAGGGACAUGCCAUUCCUGAAUAUGCUGGGAGUUCUCCUGCUGCUCCUUAUCCCCCCACUAUCUGAAAGUCUUAAAGUCAAUCGAUGUGUGGCAUCUGGGGCACAAACUUGCACCGCAUGUAUCCAAGUGGACAAAGAUUGUUCCUACUGCAUAGAUGAGGGUUUCCGUUAUGGACGAUGUGAUCUAUAUGAUAAUCUCGUGGAAUAUGGCUGUAGUGCAAGGGGGAUUGUGUAUAUGAAGAGUGAAGUUUUAACCAAGCAGAGUAUCCGUAUAAAUACCAGCUUGAAGAAGACACAAGUCUCUCCCCAGCUGAUGUCCAUGCGUCUACGUGCGGGGGAAGAGGCUUCAUUUGACUUGCAUGUGUUUGAGCCACUGGACACCCCUGUGGAUCUGUAUAUCUUAAUGGACUUCUCCUACUCCAUGUCCGAUGAUUUGGACAAUCUUAAGAAAAUGGGACAAGAACUAUCUAAUGUGCUCAGCACCCUCUCAAGUAACUACACCAUUGGCUUUGGAAAGUUUGUGGACAAAGUAUCCGUCCCUCAGACAGACAUGAGACCAGAAAAACUCAAGCAGCCGUGGCCCAACAGUACCCCCCCUUUCUCCUUCAAGAAUGUCAUCCGUCUGACAGAAGAUAUUGAUCACUUCCGCCGGGAACUGAUGAAGGAGAAAAUCUCUGGAAAUUUGGAUGCUCCUGAAGGCGGAUUUGAUGCCAUUCUACAGACAGCAGUGUGCACGAAUCAAAUUGGUUGGAGAAAGGGUAGCACCCAUCUCUUGGUCUUCUCCACUGAAUCUGCUUUCCACUACGAAGCCGAUGGCAUGAAUGUCCUGGAUGGGAUAAUGCCAAGAAAUGACGAGCAUUGUCAUUUGGACACAUCGGGACUCUACACCCAUGACACCAUACAGGAUUAUCCCUCUGUCCCCACCCUUGUUAGAGUGCUUGCCCAAAACAACAUCAUUCCAAUCUUCGCAGUGACCCCAUACUCUUACAGCUACUAUGAUAAACUUAGCAAGUAUUUCAAAGUUUCUGAAAUUGGUGAGCUGCAAGAAGAUUCUUCCAACAUCGUAGAACUUCUCAGAGAGGCCUUCAAGCAAAUCCGUUCUAGGAUGGAUAUCCGAGAUGACUACACCCCUCGUUCCAUGAAUAUCACAGUCUCAUCAAGUAAAGCCCAACUUACAGAGACAGGAUCCUUCCAGGUCACCCGUGGAGAAGAGGGUAUUUUCCAGGUAAAAGUAAAAGCUCUAGAACAGGUCGGUGGGCAGCAUGUGUGCAAACUUCCUCCACAGGACCAGAAAGGCAACGUUCUUCUAAAACCAUCGUCCUUUACAGAUGGACUUCAAAUCGAUGCUUCAGUAAUAUGUGAUGUUUGCCCCUGUGAGCUGCAAAAAGAACUGGACUCUCCUAAGUGCAGUUUCAACGGGCACUUUGUGUGCGGACGCUGUGAGUGUAAAGAUCGCUGGCGAGGGGAAACCUGCAACUGUUCGAUUGACGACAACAUAGACAGCAAGUCAUGUAUAGCCCCUGGAAGCCAGGAUAUCUGCUCUGGACAUGGAGAGUGUGUCUGUGGUGUUUGCCAGUGUAUUUCAGAGUCCCAGCACCAGCGGUAUGAGGGGGAGUUCUGCCAGUUCAACAACUUCCAGUGCCCACGGACAGGGGGCUUCAUGUGCAACGACAGGGGGCGCUGUUUUAUGGGUGGAUGCGUAUGCGCGGCUGGCUGGGAAGGUCCUGGGUGUGAGUGUCCAAUCAGCAAUCAGACAUGUCUGGAUACAAACGGGGGUCUGUGUAAUAACCGUGGGAAGUGCGUGUGUGGGCGCUGCCAGUGUGACGAGGUGUCACAGUAUACUGAUGCCACAUGUGAAUUUGCAAACUCCCUGCUUUUGCUUGGUGUGUGUGAAGACAUUAGAACAUGCGUGCAGUGCCAGGCGUGGAGCACUGGAGAGAAAAAAGGCAAAAAAUGUGAGGGGUGUAUCUUCAAGAUAAAGAUGGUGGAUGAACUCAAGAAAGUGAAUGAAGCUACAGAGAAAUGUACAUUCAGGGACGAAGAAGAUGAUUGCACCUAUCACUACUCUGUGGAUCAACAAAGUGCUACCCCUUCUAACUACACAGUGCUGGUGCAGAACAAGAAAGAGUGUCCACCCGGUGCCUUCCUCUGGCUCAUUCCUCUGCUCAUCUUCCUCAUGUUACUUCUUGGACUGCUUCUGCUGCUCUGCUGGAAAUACUGUGCCUGCUGUAAGGCAUGUCUGGCUCUCCUGCCUUGCUGUGGAAAAGGGCGGUCAGUAGGAUUUAAGGAAGACCAUUACAUGCUGCGACAGAGCUUGAUGUCAUCUGAUUAUCUAAACACACCACUUGUACGCUCUGGGAACCUGAAAGGCGGGGAUACCGUGAAAUGGAAAAUCACCAACAAUGUGCAUCGUCCACUCCCCGCUCCAGGAGACCUGAAUCCCAAGGAGCUGGUUCCAUAUGGUGUCUCUUUACGAUUGGCAAGGCUCUUCACAGACAACCUGUCCAAGCCUCAGACUCGUGAGUGUGAUCAGCUACGUCGAGAGGUGGAGGAAACGUUGAAUGAAGUAUACAAGACUAUACCUGGGACCCACAAAGUGAAGCAGACCACAUUCCGGCUGCAGUCUAACGCUGGGAAAAGGCAAGAUCACACUAUUACAGAUACAGUCCUUAUGGCUCCACGAGAGGCUGAGCCUGAGAUUGUAAAAGUGACAGAGAAACAUGUAGCACAAGAAACUUUUCAGGAUCUGAAGGUGGCUCCAGGAUACUACACCGUGACAUCAGACAGAGAUGCUCAUGGUCUGGUGGAAUUCCAGGAGGGUGUCGAGCUGGUGGACGUGCGAGUUCCUCUGUUUAUCAGAGAGGAAGAUGAUGAUGAAAAACAACUACUAGUUGAAGCUUUGGAGGUGCCCCAAGGAACUGCUCGUUUAGGGAGGAAAAAUGUCAAUAUUACAAUCAUCAAAGAACAAGCAAAAAGUAUUGUCACCUUUGAUAAGCCUGCGUACACUUACAGUCGUCACGAUCAAAUGGCUCGUGUUCCUGUGUCGCGUGAAAUCCUUCAUAAUGGCAAGACUCAAGUUACCUACCGCACACAGGACCUAACAGCUCGUGAGAGCAAGGAUUAUGCAUUUUCUGAGGGAGAACUCACCUUCCAACCAGGUGACACUCAUUCUGAAAUUCUGGUUCCGUUGCUCGGGCGUUCUGAGGUGGACACUCUGCUAGGAAACAGGCAGGUCAAGCAAUUCCUUCUGGAACUUAGUAACCCAAAAUAUGGGGCUAAGAUUGGUAAAUACCCACAAUGCACCAUCACCAUCGAUGACACUACCGAGUUACCAAAGGUAACACAGGUCACUUCUCUCCAGUCACCCCGAGGAAAGAUAGGAGCUCCCAUAAAUCUAAAAGCACAGGCUAUCACCGCGAGAAAAAUACGUGCCAACUGGGCUCCUCCACCAGGCAAAAUAUCAGGGUACAAGGUGCGGUACUGGAUUCAAGGAGACUCAGAAUCAGAUGCCACAGUCAUUGACACUAAAGUACCGUCCGUAGACCUGGAUAACCUGUAUCCAUACUGUGACUAUGAGAUGCGUGUUUGUGGAUACAAUACACUGGAGGAGGGUCCCUACACAGAUAUAGUCACAUGUCAAACUCUAGAGGAUGUGCCAAGUGAGCCAGGUCGUCUAGCCUUUAACGUCAUUUCAAGUACCGUAACACAACUGAGUUGGGCAGAGCCUGCCGAGACCAAUGGUGAUAUUACAGCGUAUGAAGUAACUUACGGCUUAGUCAACGAAGACAAUACUCCCACUGGACCUGUGAAGAAGGUCCAAAUCAACAGCCCAAAGAAGCGCAUGGUUCUUAUUGAAAAUCUGCGAGAAUUCCAGCCUUAUCGUUACACCGUAAGGGCAUGCAACAAGGCAGGAUGGGGCCCGGUGAGGGAUGCAACCAUGAACCUAGCCACCCAACCUGCUCGUCCCAUGUCUAUUCCCAUUAUUCCAGAUGUCCCUAUUAUUGAUGCGGAAGCUGGAGAGGAAUAUGACAGUUACCUGAUGUACAGUUCCGAUGUUUUACGCUCCCCGGUGGGCAGCAAGAGACCAAGUGUCUCCGACGAGUCAGGCCAGCGCUGGAAGUACGUUCCUCUCCUGGGCUCAGAAUUGGACCUGCGUCGAAUCACCUGGAAAGGUCCUGCAGAGAUCAUACCUCGUCUGUCCAGUUGCAGUGGUCUGUCCACGGAUACGGAAAGCACACAGGACCAGCAUGAUAGCGCCAGUUCCGUGAUGAGGAAAGGAACCAUUCGUGCAACACCAGAAGAACAACUCUUGAAUGGACGAAUGGACUUUACCUUCCCUGGGUCGGUAGGAAGCCUGAACCGGUCCGAGACCUCUGGCUACCACCAACUCGGUAAUGUUACGAACCAGGAGGCGUACAGGUUUGGCAGUACCAGUUCCCAGUAUACAACCCUCUCAUCGGCACAAGAGCGGGUUGGUGGGUCCCGGCCACGCAUGCAGGUAAACCCUAGGAGAAAUCUUGCGUGCCCACUGGUGAAGGGUUUCCAACUCAACUAUACUGCCCGGGACUCAAUUAUCAUGCCUGACAUUCCUAGAGCGACACACCCGGUGAUAGGUGCAUCUGGACAGAGCAGACUAGGACUACCCCCACUCGUGCUUGGAGCUGGAAGGGGGCGCACUCACUCAGAAGACGUGAGGGAUGCCCUCAGUAGUCUUGAUGUUGCCAUACAAGGUUCGCGCCUUUCUCCCGGCAUUCCUGAUACGCCAACUCGAUUGGUAUUCUCAGCCCUGGGACCAACAUCUCUUAAAGUCAGCUGGCAAGAGCCACAGUGUGAAAGAGCAGUGCUCGGGUACAAGGUGCAGUACCAGAUGCUUCAUGGAGGUGAGACUCGGACCAUUGACAUCCCAAAUCCUCAUGAGAACUCUGUGGUGGUGGAAGACUUGCUCCCCAAUCACUCAUACAUGUUCCGAGUGAAGGCGCAUAGUGAGGAGGGCUGGGGACCUGAACGUGAAGGAGUUAUCACAAUUGAGUCACAAGUGGACCCCCAGAGUCCCCUCAGUCCCGUCCCAGGCUCUCCUUUCACCCUAAGUACACCCAGCGCUCCUGGACCCCUUGUCUUUACCGCUCUCACCCCGGAUUCCUUGCAACUGAGCUGGGUACGACCCAGAAAACCCAAUGGGGCUAUUCUGGGAUACAUGGUGACAUGUGAAAUGCUACACGGUGGGGGUGAACCUCGAAACAUUUACGUUGAAGGUGAUCAAAACGAGACCUCCUUAACAGUUCCUUUCCUGAAGGAGAAUCUUCCCUACAAGUUCAAGGUGCAGGCAAAAACCACACAGGGAUUUGGACCUGAGAGAGAGGGGAUAAUUACUAUUGAAUCCCAGGAUGGAGGAAGCUUCACUCAGUUUGGUGGGCAGCAGAUGACACGACGUGAGAUAUUUAACCUCCCUACGGAAUACAGUCAGAGCACAGUCACCCACUCCACAGAGCCCUACUUUUCAGAUGGCUCACUGGUUAGCACUCGCCGUAUGGAAAGCUCGGGAACUGUAACACAGCAGGUCACCAAAGAGUAUGUCACACGGACCAUGAUGUCAGAAGGUUCUCUCAGCCGGCAGGUGAACCGCCAAUUCUAUGAGGCUUAAAACUACCUGCAAGCUUGUGCACCAUAAUCACCUAUCACAUGUGGACAAUGGGUCAUCACCCUGCUCAUCACUUAUGGGUGACAUUUUGUCACCGCUGCCUUUAACCCUUUUACUGCUGCAAGAGUAUGUUAUGUGCUUACGCUCAUUCAACCCCCAGUUCGUACGCCGAAUGUUUUUUUUCGUAAUUAGAAUUCUAGAAGAGGAAAACACUUCAGGGUGGCAGAACCAGUAUCAAAAUGUCUUUACCGGGAUUCUUUGAUGGAGUGAUUAUUGAGAUUACUACACCGGUCACAAUAACCCCCGCACUUUACAGCUUUUCGAUUGCUGCCCUUUAAGGGACGCUAUGUACCGAGUUUUACUUAAAUAUUUUUUACUGUGUAAAUAUUAACUUGCCAUUUUAAACAUUAAGGUGCAGGAAAAAAAAAGAACUACUAUGUACAUUUUAUUAAAAAAAUAUUGUAGAAUCUGGGAUGACUUUUCCAAAAGGAGUAUAAAAAAAGUUAUACAGACCAAAUGAAAUAAUUUUAACGAGUGUCAGGAUGUCCUGAAGAGAAACUGCUUUAAAGGUGCUUUGAUUUUUAUCUUUUUGUUUUGUUACAAGGGAUAUUGGUACUGGGGGCUUUUGAGGUCAGGGCUGGAGUUUAAUCCCAUAUGCCUUAAGGAGCAAGACUACAGGAUCCCCCCAGAUCCCAAAACAAACAAACACAAGUGGAUAGAGAAGGAGUAUAAAUGGGAUUGGUGGAGCCAUAAGCCUUACUCCAGUUUCCAGAUACUUCUUCCUGUUCCCAGAAAAAUGCCCAUUGUCUCUUAGUGCAACUCUGAUUUUGAACCUUACAUAUUUUGCUAAAUGUAAUCUUAAUAGUUACAUUGAAUACAUUAUAAUGUUUAUUAUUAUUGCCAUUUAUAUAGCGCCAAAAGAUUCUGUAGCGCUUUACAAUAUUAAUAAUGAUGUUCCUUUACCAAACAAAGUGUAGGUAGGUAGGCAGGACAGCCACAUUUAUCACCAUUUGAUCAAUGACCAAAAUAUAGGUGGGACUAUUUAUGUAAAAUAGCAAUUGAGGGACAGUGGUGGAAUCCUGAAGCAAUCGUGUGGAACCAAUGAAAUGCCUCUAGUCAUUGCCUUGACUUUUAAUACAUUGUCAUGGCAUUUUCUUUUUCUAAAUAGGUUUCCUUGUGUUUUGCAUAAAAAGAGAAAAGGCCUUACAUUUACAAUUAUUUAUAUAGCGCCAACAAAUUCCGCAGCCCUACAACUCUCACAAAGAGUUGACCAUAGAUGGUCUUAGAGGUUUCAAACCUAUAGCAUCAGGCUGAACAUGUAAGUAAAAAAAAAAAUGUGUUUAGAAUAAACCCAAAGAAUAUUAAUAAUGUGGUGAGGAUUUUGAAUGUAAAAAUGAACUAAAGAACUAAAUAGUAUUUUCUUUUUUUUCUAUUGUGGUGAGGAAAUAGUGGGACAUUUUCUUCCCUUUGACACAGAAAUGAAACAAUAAGAAUGUUUGCCAAUCAGUAUCACAUACUGCGGUCACAUCUAGAUGUGUAGAGAAAAGACAUGUUUAUUUUAUAUUAGGAUGGCAUGACAUCAUACUCCAGAUCACGUUUACAAUGGCAGCACCCCAGCUCCUGAUGAUGGUUUGGUCAUGUAGAAUGUUGGCGAACCUCUGUAUUUCUCCUGUGGGCAGAGACAAUGGAGGGUUACUAAAUACCAUAGAACAAGGGAGGGUCACAUGUAUUUUGAAACAAUUCUUUAAGUGUCAUUGCUUUCUGGUUAGUUUACAGAUUGCCAUUUUUUU
Pelobates fuscus (common spadefoot toad) is the source of this 7509-nucleotide messenger RNA. RefSeq names its product integrin subunit beta 4 (gene ITGB4). Gene Ontology annotation, cellular component: focal adhesion; cell surface; membrane. Gene Ontology annotation, biological process: cell-matrix adhesion; integrin-mediated signaling pathway; cell communication. The transcript has 42 exons. Gene Ontology annotation, molecular function: integrin binding. The record is from RefSeq and is a predicted model, not a curated record. Lineage: Eukaryota; Metazoa; Chordata; Amphibia; Anura; Pelobatidae. Bases 50 to 5722 code for a protein of 1890 amino acids.